AUGCUUCCUCCCGCUCCCCCGGUAGGCAUAUAUCCUCAUAUGCUACCGACUCCUCCCCCUUCUCCCCCUAUCGCCCGCUGUUAUGCCCCGGAAGACCGUUUGGGAUUGCUCCUGGCCAACCGGCUGGAGCUGACUAGUAUCUUGGGAGUCGGCGCCUAUGGCGUCGUCUACACGGCCGUCGACAUUCAUACCAAUGUCCUGUAUGCUGUCAAGGCCCUCAACAAGACCGGACUGGAUCCCCGGCAGCUCAAGUACCAGCAGCGGGAGAUCAAGCUGCAUCAUUUGGCCAGCCAACAUCCCAAUGUGGUUUCCUUGGUCCGCAUCAUGGAUUCCUUCGACUGCACCUACGUGGUCAUUGAGUUUUGUCCCGAGGGUGAUCUGUUCUCCAGCAUCACCGAGAAGGGCAACUUCAUCGGCAACGACCCCUUGGUCAAGCGCGUAUAUCUCCAAAUCCUGGAUGCCGUCCACUUCUGCCAUUCCGUCGGGAUCUAUCAUCGGGACCUCAAGCCGGAGAACAUCUUGGUAACGGACCAGGGAUUGACGGUCAAACUUGCUGACUUUGGCCUUGCUACUGCGGACCCAUUUACCUCGGAUUUUGGUUGCGGAUCUACGUUCUACAUGUCACCAGAAUGUCAACAACCAAAUCCACGACCCAUGUCCUGGUACGAAAGCGCACCCAAUGACGUCUGGAGCCUGGGUGUUAUCCUCGUCAACCUCACGUGCGGCCGUAACCCCUGGAAGCGUGCCUCCAUUGAGGACUCCACCUUCCGGGCCUACCUCAAGGAUCCCAUGUUCCUCAAGUCCAUUCUUCCCCUGUCCGAUGAGAUGAUCUGUAUCCUGAGCCGCAUCUUCGAAUGUGACCCUAGGAAGAGGAUCACCAUUCCCGAGCUUCGCAACUUGAUCUUGGACUGUCCUCAGUUCACGAUGAACCCCGUGACUCAGUGGCCCGUCGACGGAUCUCUUCCGGGAGACUGCGUGAACCACGCUGAGGUCCCGGACCAUGUCCCGGUGAAUGUCUACAACUCUUCUUCCUCUUCCUCGUCUGCUUCAUCGUCGCACUACUCGGAUUCGCUGGAAUCCGCCGUCUCGGAUGCCUCUUCGUUCACCGAAGGGUACACGGACUUGGACAGCGUGUCGUCGAUGUCUUCGGUCGGACUGGAUCCCGAGGUUGACUGCAAAGAUGAUUUCCCGCAGGCGGACUCCGUCGCAUGCAGUGACCUCCCUGAGCCUCUCAUCGUGCCACCCUUUACCAUUCCCAUUCCCGUGUGUUAG
This is a messenger RNA of Aspergillus melleus, 1272 nucleotides long. Its product is annotated as serine/threonine-protein kinase. The transcript is spliced from 2 exons. Gene Ontology annotation, molecular function: protein serine/threonine kinase activity; ATP binding. The record is from RefSeq and is a predicted model, not a curated record. Gene Ontology annotation, biological process: autophagy; peptidyl-serine phosphorylation. Bases 1 to 1272 code for a protein of 423 amino acids. Gene Ontology annotation, cellular component: cytoplasm. NCBI's taxonomy places the organism in Eukaryota, Fungi, Ascomycota, Eurotiomycetes, Eurotiales, Aspergillaceae.